AUGAGCUCUCUCCAAGGAAAAGUGGCAAUCAUCUCAGGAGCCUCGCGCGGCGUUGGCUGCGCCCUGGCGCGUGGCCUUGCUCGCAAUGGCUGUUCUAUUGCCAAUCUUGACGUAAUCCCCCCUGAGGCGUCGUUUGCCAGUAUAGCAGACGACUUCAAAGUGGCUACGUGCUACGUCCGUUGCGAUGUGAGCGAUGCCAAGGACGUAUCCCACGCCGUCGAGGCCGCCUUCAAGGAGCUGGGAGGCAAGCGGCUGGACAUCUGCGUGGCGAAUGCCGGCAUCAACAAGAACGUGCCAUUCCUCGACACGACGCCUGAGCAGGCACAGGAGCUCUUCAACGUCAACGCGCUGGGCGUCUACUACCUCGCACAGGCCUGCGCCCGUAUCAUGAUCCGCCUGCCACCACCACCAACGCACGAGGGCGAAGAGAGGCAAGCGAAGAGCAGCAGCAGCAAGUCCAUCAUCCUCAUCGCUUCGAUUGCGAGCCACCAGUGCGUGCCGCUGCAGGGCUCGUCGGCCUACUGCGCUACAAAGGGCGCUGUCAAGGCCAUGGCCCCGCCCCUCGCGUUUGAGCUGGCCAAACACGGCAUACGCGUCAACAGCAUCUCGCCCGGCUACGUCCGUACGGACAUGACCAAUGCCUAUCCCGACAUACAGAAGAAGUGGGCAGGCAACGAGACGAUGGUAAAAAGGCUGGCCGAGGUCGAAGAUCUCCAGGGCGUGUGCAACUUCUUGGCGGGCGACGACUCCCGCUAUGUCACGGGCACCGACAUUCUUGUCGACGGUGGAACAAGGGCGAUGUAAGGGGAAGUGCUGCCUUUCUUUCAUAUAAGCACCGCUAGAGCUUGUGUACAAAACAGCUGCGUCAACGAUGGCCGCAAAUUCAUGAAGUUCAUGAUCAUAACGUCUUUGUG
Acaromyces ingoldii is the source of this 914-nucleotide messenger RNA. RefSeq names its product putative lung carbonyl reductase. Bases 1 to 804 code for a protein of 267 amino acids. Gene Ontology annotation, molecular function: oxidoreductase activity, acting on the CH-OH group of donors, NAD or NADP as acceptor. The record is from RefSeq and is a predicted model, not a curated record. Lineage: Eukaryota; Fungi; Basidiomycota; Exobasidiomycetes; Exobasidiales; Cryptobasidiaceae. The transcript is spliced from 2 exons.